UUUUUCAUCUCGCCAUGCGGUUGGAGACUCGAUCGGUUAUCGUAAGUUUUCCUGAAUUUGGACCGAAUGUUGUGAAUCCUCGACCCUGGACGCCCCUCAUCACUAUUUUGAUGACCCAAAACACCAUUCAUCAGAUCGAUCCACUGUCACCCCCAUGGUACGAGUCACAUUUGAGUCGACAAGAUUUGUGGCGGAGAUUCAAGCAACAUGCUGAACUCAUGUUCACGGGACUUCUUAAAAACAGAGGUGGAGAGGAAAAGUGCAGUUUCCUCCAGCUGUGGAUCGGCGAAAAAAGAUCUGAUUUCAGCAAUAGGUGGACACUGACCGGGGACGAAGAUAAGUUGCUAAAAAUCGUGGAAAGUGUUGUGAAAAUGUGUGCAAGAAGGUCUGGAGAGUACAAGGAAGAAAUUCGUGGACCAAAAAAGGAGGAGAAGCCAAAGCGUCAACUUCUGGACGCAGUGUUCAAUUUGCAGCCUCGGAUUGUCCUACGCAGAGCAGAUGUCAGUGAAAAUCUUCAUCCAGAGCAACAGCAGUCAGUGUCAUGUCACAUCAAAGAGGAAGGUGAAGUGGUUCAACACAUCAAAGAGGAAGGUGAAGUGGUUCAACACAUCAAAGAGGAGGAGGAAGAGUUUCUACACUUGAAAGAGGAAGAGCAGGAGGAAAUCAUCCAGGUUCCAUCCACUGGUGUCCAUUUGAAGAGUGAAGGUGAAGGUCACAGUGAAGCUAGACAAGGGGCAGCACUUCCAAGCAAGAAUUCCUUGAGUGAUGGAGAGUGCCACAAGCGAGGAUUACAAAAAGACGGUCAAGAUAAUGAUGAGGAACAGUCGGAAGGUGGUUUGACAUGUCACAAUUCCAACAAAACCUGGAAAUGUUCUCAUUGUAGGAAAGCUUUUGCUACAAUGAGCAAUUUCAAACGACACGUGAAAAUACAUACAGGUUGGUCAUUCUCAAGCAAUGAUUAAGAUGCUUCUGAAAGUUUGGGUGAUACCAAAACCGGAUGAUAUUAUUGUCAUCACACUGUACUUGUAAGGCAGGCCUCAGUGAAGUUUGUUCACGUCACAGCAGUUUUGUUUGCCAUGGAAGCUUGUGGCAAACUCAAAGAUAGUACCACAUGUUCACAAACAAGUAGCUUGCUCAUUGCUGGAUCCAGAAUCAACCUGAGCAAAUAUCCAGUCUGAAAAACUUGGAGCUGUUGAUUUUACCAGACCACAUAAGAAGAUAAAGUCAAUGAAACCAAACAUCAUAAGGAAAACCUCUUCCUCCAGCACCAACAGAACAGGAGAGGAAAACCCUUUACGAGGGCCAUCAAGACAGCAAAUGUGCCAUUAUUUCCACAACACCACCAUUUUCUGACGCCAAUGUGCCAAAAUGUCUUUCUUUCAUUUGAACAUUUCCAUUCCUCAGGGACUGACAUUCUCUGUACACGAGCUCAUUCAUAUUCAUGUCAGUUCCGCAACUUUGCACAUGGAUGACGUGCUCUCCACUCAUUAUUAUUUUUUCGUGUAGACGUUGAAGUGAAUAAUGUUAUAUGUAUUUUUCAUUUCACUAUCUAUUUCAGACUGUUUAUAGGGAUGACACUUGCCCUUUAAGAACCACACCGAUCAAUCGAUACAGAAGUCAACAUGAGAUUACAUAGAAAAUGAUGAAAACAUCUCAACAAUUUCAAAGGGUUAAAUGUUUUUACCCUGACAGAGUUAUUUACUCUCCCUGCAUCCGCACCCCUUUGCCCCCGGCUUGUAUCUUUAAAGCCAAUGUGGUUAAGAUGCCCUGACCUAAGUGUGGGUGGCAGUGUUCUGUAUUCCCAAAAUAGUAGUUAAUGUGUUAUUCCUUUAAACUGAGAUGACCUGUUUUAAUGAAACAAGUACAUAAUAUGAUAGUUAUAAAAUUAUGUGUGUGUGUGGAUAAAUAUGGUUAAUGUUUAUUGUAAUAUUGGAACUAUAUUUGAGAGUGUUGGAACAUUACAUUUGAUAAUAUGGUUGUACAUAUAAUUUUUAUCUCAUCCAUCCAUCCAUUUUCUGAGCCACUUCUCACAAGGUUCAGGGGAGAGCUGGCACCUAUCCCAGCUGUCAUCAAGCAAGGAACGCCCUGAACUGGUUGCCACUCAGUCGCAGGACAGAUAUCGACAUCAUCACUGAGUGGGAAUUGAUCCCACACUGCUUGCGCCAGUCAGGCAUGUGAACCACUACACGAUUAGUGACUCUGUGUGUAAUAUAUGUUUACAAAUUUAAAAAAAUAAUUAUAUAGCGACUAGGCCAAAUAUGUGAAAAAGCAAACUGUGUUGUGUUCUCACCUUUUUUCUAACAAAAAUCUUGCCUGUGAAACUUUUUCAGCACUUGCUGAGACUUUCUUUUCUGGGGUGAGGUGACAUGUUUGAACUGGGUUGGAAUAUAAUCUGGGGGUAAGAGGUCAUCACUUUUUCUGCAAAUUCAAAGAACACAAUAUAUACUAUGUUUAAAGCCAUUGUUUAAGAUCCGAUCACAUUUGGUAGGGGCUACUUAAAAUAUCUAAAAACCUAUGUAGAUCUAUAUCUGAAAAUUAUGAUAAAAAAAUGGUUAUUUUCUUUCAUCAAUAAUAUUACAUCUUGUAAUUUUUUUCAGCUAGUGUGUGCUGCACAGUAGGCCACACAUCAUGAUCAUGUGAUAAGCAAAGUCAUUUUCACCAAUACAGGUCUACCGUACAGGUAUUUUAAUAUAGUAUCACUGUCUUAUAUUUCCUGAGGAUUACAUAAAAUAUAACAAAUUCUACCUGCUUUUGUCUCAUUGUACUUACUUUCUAUAAAGUGAUCACUGCAAACACAGCUGGUACUGGGAGGCUGCCAACCUUCCCAUUUUAUGGUGGCAAUCUGCAUCUGUUUUCUUUGUGGGUCAGCAGGAAAUCUGUCAUAAGCAAGGCUGGACCACGGCCAAGAGGGGCAUGGCCUGGCCACCGCUCUGGGCGGUGUUACGUUCUGACACCUGUCACCAGCCACAGCUGUUUUCCAUAUGGAUUCUAAUUAGACCAUGUAUUUAGUUUUGGAGUUUUGUCACUGGCCAUGCCAAUUUGUUGCCUUGUGUCAGUGUGUUGCGUUCACUGGCAGUUGGAUUCUCCACCACUGAGAGUAAGUGUAGUGUUGAGUUAUCCUCGUCACAGUGAUUCUGCGCCCUUUUGUUAAUCCCAUCCUGUUAAGAUUAUUAGUUUACCCAAUAGUCAUCAGACCUUGCUUAACAUCUUUUGGAUCCUGCCUAGCCUGGAGUAUCGGUUCCUCUGCCUUGUUUUGGACUGCUUUUUGGAAUGCACUUGUUUCUGAAAUAAAACCACAUCUAACAUCUUGUCCUUGUCUUGGAGUUCUGCAUUUAGGUUUGCCCCCGCACCGUUGGUUCAUGACAGAAUGAACUGGCCAGAACAGGACCCAGCAGGAAAGGCGAGAGAUCACUGGGCCCAGCGAUCCGAGGAUCCCGAGGCCUUCUAUCAUAAAAUUAAGGUGGAAAUAGAGUGGCAGAGGGCUGAACCUGCGGUCCUCACUGACCAGGUUCAAAGGGAAUUAGAUUACCAGCCAAGCUACUCCCAUGUCGUGGUCACGACUGACCCCCUCUGAGCCACGCCCCACAUCACGGUAACCACAGACUCCCUGCUGACCCACGCUCACGCCACGGUAGCAACUGACCUGCUACCGAGCCAAGCCAACAUUGCGGUGGCGCCUGACCCACUGCCGAGCCAAGUCCACAUCGCAGUAGCCACAGACUCGCUGCUGCCCCAAGCUCAUGUCACUGUGCCGACUGAUUUCCUGAUGGACCACGCUCACGCCGCAGUAGAAACACUCCCGCUACCAAGCCAAGCCCACGUUGCGGUGGCGACAGACUUCCUGGCAAACCACGCUCACCCCACAGUAGCUACCGACCCGUUUCCGAACCUAGCUCACGUCGCAGGUGGCAACAGACCCUCCGUCGUGCCGCACCCACAUUGCGGUGGCGACAGAGUGCCACUUCCGGGUGAUCGUCAAAGUAAAAUGCCGGACUUGGACAAGACAAGCCUGCCAUAGCGCCUCCAGUGUGUGUUUUCCAAAAAGACAAAACUCAGAAGCAAUCUGCAAAGUGCUCAAGUGCAGAGGAUUCAGAUGAAGACAAGAUAAACUACUUUCCUCCAGUAAAAAGGGAGAGAACUUUAUCAUUCCUGUCGCUCCAUUCUGUUCUCGAGAACAAUAUAUUCAUUCCCCCCAAUUUCUGCCAGUUUCCUACUGGGAACUCUGACUCUGAGCCAGAGGAACUCCAAAUGCUAGGAGGUGGUUCCUGCUUUGGCUUUGGGUUCCUCCUCGAGGACUGAAUUGCCAUGUGGGAACCCUGGUGCUUGACGUCCUGGCCGACCUCCUGAGCUGCUCGACCGAGUGACUGACUGAUACCUCGCUUUGGGUGGCUUGGACGGCCACCUAACAGACUGGGGUUGCGGUGUUAACCCUAACCGUGCCUGCGUGGGUUUUCCCCGGGCACUCCGGUUUCCUCCCACAUCCCAAAAACAUGGAACAUUAAUUGGACAUUCUAAAUUGUCCCUCGUUAUGAUUAUGAGUGUGACUGUUGUCUGUCUUCAUGUGCCCUGCAAUUGGCUGCCCACCACUUCAGGGUGUACGCCGCCUCCUGCCCGUUGACAGCUGGGAAAGGGUCCAGCACACCUGCGACCCUCAUAAGGAUAAGCGGCAAAAAAGAUGGAUGGAUAUAUAUAUUUACUUUAUUUUUGCAGACUGCACGAUUUAUCACUUAAACUGCUCCCUUUCCACAAUUGACAUUGUUAACACACUUAUCUAUAAAGAUUUCAC
Syngnathoides biaculeatus (alligator pipefish) is the source of this 4786-nucleotide messenger RNA. RefSeq lists its product as uncharacterized. Bases 15 to 962 code for a protein of 315 amino acids. The record is from RefSeq and is a predicted model, not a curated record. The transcript is spliced from 6 exons. NCBI's taxonomy places the organism in Eukaryota, Metazoa, Chordata, Actinopteri, Syngnathiformes, Syngnathidae.